AUGUUGAGCCGCUCCUCGAAGAGAGCUUUCACUGUUACUCGUGCUGUGCUACAGUCAGGUGUCUUUCCUGCUAGGAAAAAUACCGCCACUAGUCUCACCAAGGAAGAAUUACAGCACAAUCCAAACGCUCUUCAGGCACCUAAUAGAACACAAACCUGGACUCCUAGUCAAAAACCCAAGGACGAUGUCAUUGCAGAGAAUGCCGUAAGAUUCGUUCAAAGAGAUUUAAGCGAUCAGCCUCAACCUUAUGCUGCCAUAAACUUGAUAGCUCAGGAACCUAUUAGAUUCAUAGAGCAUGGGAAUAUCGCUGUUUGUGAUGGUAAUAAAGGAUCAACGUUGCAGGGACACCCUAAGGUCUUCAUUAACUUGGACCAGCCUAAGGCAGCUACUUGUGGCUACUGCGGCUUGAGAUACGCUAAAGAAGAGUACAAAGACUUGAUUCAGAGCAAUGAAAACUAA
Candidozyma auris is the source of this 459-nucleotide messenger RNA. RefSeq lists its product as uncharacterized. Bases 1 to 459 code for a protein of 152 amino acids. Lineage: Eukaryota; Fungi; Ascomycota; Pichiomycetes; Serinales; Metschnikowiaceae. The transcript has a single exon. The record is from RefSeq and is a predicted model, not a curated record. Gene Ontology annotation, biological process: mitochondrial electron transport, NADH to ubiquinone.